CGGAGGGAGUACUUUUUUUAGUAGCGUGACUACCACACGCUCUUUAAAAUCUCUGGAUACAUACCAUCCGCACUGCUCAGUGCUCUCUCCAUCUAUCGGGUAAUCUGAAGGUCAGAUCCAUCUACAGAGCGCUUCGAUUUCUCAAACAUGGCGACCAUCGGCUGCUGUUACGCCUCACCGAUCGUUCGUCAAGCAACGCCGCUCACGGCGACGAAUCCCCGGCGGCGGAUGGUGGCGGUUAGAGCCGAAGGUAUAAUAAAUCCAGGCAUCAGGAAGACGGAAGACAAAGUCGUGGACUCCGUCGUCGUCACCGAACUCGCUAAGCCCCUCACUGCUUACUGCAGGUGUUGGAAGUCAGGGACAUUCCCGUUGUGCGAUGGGAGCCAUGUGAAGCACAACAAAGCUACCAGGGACAACGUUGGACCUCUGUUGUUGAAGAAACAGUGACAUCGUUGCUGGCUUUGAUGUCCACUCUCCACUCAAAAAUGUCUUUGAAUAAUUCUACGGAGUGUAUAUUAUUUAAGAAAUAACAUUGAGUCGCAAUGCCAUAUUGAAAGUCUUUGUUUGUGUGUUAUCCUGGUUGAAACUUUGUUACAAUGUAGUAUUGGUUUACAAAUGCAUCAUCUGGUAGAACAUAAGAUAUUUCAGAACAAAAUUUUACAAAUGCAAUUUUACGCUUUGGGUUUGUAG
This is a messenger RNA of Cuscuta campestris, 690 nucleotides long. The record is from the annotation of a GenBank genome assembly. NCBI's taxonomy places the organism in Eukaryota, Viridiplantae, Streptophyta, Magnoliopsida, Solanales, Convolvulaceae.